AUGCCGCUCCUUGGCCCGACCAUGGACGGCAGGAAUGAGGUCUUUCAGCGACUGAAGCCGCCUUGUGUUGCGCUGAGCCAGGCCGCGUUGGCGCUMAACAGUUCGUCUCGGAAUGUUCAGACGGUGGCUAUUCGACUGGCAGACCUGAAGGAUACACUCACGGCCGACACCAAKCCAAUCUCGCUUGAUGAGAAACUGGCCGACUAUGUCUUCUUUCCGUUGUCUCAAAUACUGAAGUUCAGCCAGAACGUGUCCGUCCGUUGCUUGGAGCUGACGUUCCAAUGCCUGGCGAUACUCAUAUAUCGAGGAUGGCGCUCCCGUAUUCAGGCUCAGCUUGCCGGACAAAUAGUCAUACUGUGCACACUCAUGGCAGAGAAAAAGCCACAAGGCCUGGCAAGCGCAGAGACCACAGAUGAACUGCAGGCAAGUGCUUUCACAUGUCUUCAUCAUCUUUUUGAUGUUCUGGACGUUUCAUCCGAAGCUACGAAAUCGCUUGUCGCAGAGACAAACGUUCCACAAUUAGGGCAGACAAUCAGCACUAUCCUGGAUGGUAUCGUGGACGGAGCUUCGUCCCAGAGCCAGGCCGCCGCCAUGAAUGCAAUGCGCUCCUUGAUGACCAACGUUGCAACCCGAGACAUCAAAGCCGGCUUCCUUCCUGGCAUUGUGUCAAAACUUACGAAAGUACUUGUACCGCAGACGAAGCAAAGACGAGACCAUACUGUAUUGAUAGGCGCAYUUGACGUCCUUCGAGAUGUGUUUGUGGCAACUUUGCGAACUACUUCACCAAAAGCAACAUCUCAUCAAGCAGCGACUAGUUCUGAUGCCACCUCUGAGCAAGUCGCUUCCCAUGUCAUUAGCGACAAGUGGCUAGAGACUGCGGCGGUACAGCUCAAGCCGGCUGUGGAGAGCAUCACUCGUCUCAAGAGCAGCAGCCGAGACGACGUCAAAGAAGCACUCGCACGCUUCUGCUUUGUCAUAAUCAAAGAUUGUCGGAAGACACUCUCGAGCUGUGCCUCGAUCGCUCUGGAGACGUUGCUUUACCUAUCAACCGAGCAUUCUGGUGAUGCCAUCAAAUUUCAACUGGAAAUGUUGGCGACGUCGGACCCAACACUGUCAAAUCUGCUGCAAAGCACUCUCCACAACUCGCUCCAGUCGUUGCCAACGCAGAUGCAGGCUUCCGACGAACAGGUGAAAGUGCAAAGGAUUGGACAAAUCAGCACAGCAUACGGUAUCGUGGGCGCGAGCGGUGUCGAUACGAGCGUCGUAGACCGCCUACUAGCCAAUACACUACGUGACAGUGUUGUUGCCACCAUUCAAUCGCCAGGGUUGAAACAACAAAAUACGCCAAGCACAAUUCCAGUGCAGUCGCUCGAGCUAGCUACAAUUGACGAGGCUGGGACCAAAACUGAAUUCCAAUCGCCUCUCGUGAGAUACCGAGGACAGGAACGACUGCUAGCCGCAAUACAGAGCCUUGCUGUGGCUAUCAGUACCACAGCAACAUCCUCGUUUGUCACAGAUCUGGCUCGCUCACUCCGGCAGUCCCAAGGCGAAGUGCAGAUUGCCUCGUUCUGGCUACUUCUUGAUUGCACCCAGGCUAUGUAUCAACAACAUAGUGGCGUAGACGCAUUUCUCUGUCUCGACAGUACCUCGUCCGAGGUGUACCGUGAGCAUCUGGAAGACCUCUACUCGUUCUCCCUUGGUGUAUUGUCUGAAGCGUCAGAUGAGCCUAUCGAUCCUCGCUUUCAGGCACUGGCUUUGCGCACAUUAGCUUUGAAAGCUGAAGUAUCAGGCGAAGACUUCCGCUAUGAGCUUAUCGAUGCCUUGUAUCCAGUCUUGCAUACACUGGCAACACCGGAUGAAGCACUGCAAAGAGAUAGCAUCACCACGUUGAACAUCUUUUCAAAAGCUUGCGGCUACGACUCGGUAAAGGAUCUGACUGUGGAAAACGUUGAUUACUUGACCAACGCCGUUGCGCUGAAGCUCAAUGCUUUUGAUGUCAGCCCUCAAGGUCCCCAGGUUCUUCUCAUGAUGGUGCGGCUGGCCGGACCGAGUUUGUUGCCAUAUCUUGAAGACACUAUCAACAGUAUCUUUGCAGCACUGGAGGACUAUCACGGCUAUCCCUUGCUCGUGGAGCUUCUUUUCCGGGUACUGGGUGUUGUGGCAGAGGAAGGCUCCAAAGCGCCACAUCUUAGAAUUACCGAUGCCGACCGAGGGCAAUUGCGCCGCAUGUGCGAAGAUAGAUGGCAGGCAAGCAGUAUAUCAUCGCUAGCAACUCUCUUGAAAGAUAGGAAGGAUGAGCAGACCAGGGUGAAGGCAGAAGCAGAGCUGGAGCCUCAUCCAAAACGACCCUGGAAGCAAGCUGGAGAUCAUGAACCCGAGGCUGAUCCUGGCGAUUACGACGAUGGCAAGGAAGAAGCAGAACGAUUUACUGAUAUCGAUACACCACCACCCGCUUCCAAAACAUACAAUCUGCUACUCAAGAUAUCCGAUCUAACCCAGCAUUUUCUUCCAUCAGCUUCCCCAUCUCUACGAAUGUCGCUCCUCGCACUGAUCAAGACCACGAUCCCAGCCAUCGCCCGCCAUGAGAACUCCUUCCUUCCACUCAUCAACACCCUUUGGCCGGAGAUCGUCUCCCGACUCGAUGAUCCCGAGCCACAGGUCCUUGCAACAGCACUGGAUAUCAUCGCUCUACUCUGCGAGAACGCUGGAGAUUUCAUGCGCAGUCGCAUAAUUCAACUGUGGCCUGCGAUCUUGGAGAUUCAUCAAAAGACCGCCAAUGAGAUAUUACAGAUUGCUCAACCUCCGAAUGCUAAGCGGAGGGAGAAGAUGUCUUCGGCGCUGGUUGUGGGGCAGGAUGUUUUGAAGAAGGCAGUCGCUCGCAUGCGUUCCUCACCUGCGGAUUAUAGUGAUACUUCUACGAGGAUGGUGUGGAGCUCCCUGGUGGAAAUGGUUGUUGCUGCUGUGCAAUUUGUAGCGAUGCCUCCGGAGAGGUUUGAUGAGGUUCUGGAAAUGCUUGCUCCGGUUUUGGAAGAGGAAGAGGUGAGGAGUGCUUUGGAGAAGGUUAAUGCUGAUGCGGUGUGGUUGGUUAGGGUGAGGAGUGGUGUUGUUGGUGUGCCCAAAUUAUCGAGUGAGGGAAGGUGGAGAUUUGCUGCUGUUGGUGUAUGA
Molecule: messenger RNA, 3165 nt
Organism: Ramularia collo-cygni
Lineage: Eukaryota; Fungi; Ascomycota; Dothideomycetes; Mycosphaerellales; Mycosphaerellaceae
Exons: 1
Coding region: 1-3165 (1054 amino acids)
Biological process (GO): chromatin remodeling
Cellular component (GO): cytoplasm
Source: RefSeq, a predicted model, not a curated record